AGACUCUUUUUUUGGCUAAAAUGUUGGGUCCUCCCUUUUGAGUUUUAAUGGAGAAGAAGGCAGUUCAUGUGGAGCCGUUUCGUGAUCAACCUUCAACGAAGGUUGUUACAAGCACCUUUCAUCCACUGACAUUAGCACAUGUCUGUACAAAUGUUAACGAUCUCCCUGAGGAGAGCCCCAUCCUGAAGGCUGGUGAGGAGAAAGAGAUCGGAAAGCAGGGCUUGAAGAAGAAGCUUACGAGGGAAGGUGAAGGGUGGGACACCCCUGAGAAUGGCGACGAAGUUGAAGAUCUCUGCAGAUUCAUCUUGUUUCGCCACUACUACAACAUCCCAAUCAUGGCGAAAGAUGACCUGGGUUUUAUGGUCCGCCGAAUCCGAAUUGCAGAGAACAAAGCCGAGAUCCUCCCACUGCAUAUGUUUUGGAAACAGGAUGAUGCUAAAGUGAAAAAGUUACGAGUGGUUGGGAAAUUGUUAUCCCGACGUAGGAUCAACCUUAAUGGCCUCCAAAAUGUUUUAACGGCUUCCUGGAACCCUAAGAAAGCUCUUGUAAUUGUCGAUCCAGGUGGUUGUCAUUGGAGAUGGAUUGGGUUUUCCGACCGAAAACAGGAGGAAAGGAUUGUGGUUGGGAAAGCUGAUGGUGUUCUACGAGGGGAGAACACUAUUCCAGUCGUUAAAGGGGCUCUUGUUCCCUUAAUGACUUUCAGCCACAUGGUAUUAAAGAGGAUUGGAACAAUUAGGGCCAUGGUUGGGAGCUCAUGGAGCCGAGGGAGGUGCUUGGGCUUGGAUGGAGGACCAUGCCCCUUCUUGUUGAUUAUUCCUCAAUGAAUAGAUAGGGUGGCAACUUGUGGGUUGAGGACUGUUUGUUGUCGAAAUCCCUUGC
Rubroshorea leprosula is the source of this 879-nucleotide messenger RNA. The record is from the annotation of a GenBank genome assembly. Lineage: Eukaryota; Viridiplantae; Streptophyta; Magnoliopsida; Malvales; Dipterocarpaceae.